This is a messenger RNA of Toxorhynchites rutilus septentrionalis, 1852 nucleotides long. It is a transcript of the gene rtet, whose product is annotated as major facilitator superfamily domain-containing protein 10. The record is from RefSeq and is a predicted model, not a curated record. The transcript has 5 exons. Gene Ontology annotation, biological process: transmembrane transport. Gene Ontology annotation, cellular component: brush border membrane. Bases 248 to 1684 code for a protein of 478 amino acids. NCBI's taxonomy places the organism in Eukaryota, Metazoa, Arthropoda, Insecta, Diptera, Culicidae. Gene Ontology annotation, molecular function: transmembrane transporter activity.
GGUGUUGUUGAUGUUUUGUCUCAAACUGCUCCGGUGCGGCGAUAGGCUUGGUAGUGUUUUUUUGUCAAUGCUAAGUCGAAAUGUAAACCAUGUUUUGCACUAAUGUGACGAGAGUGAUAUAAUUGAAAAGUGAAAGUAAUUUCCUGUCUGCGAAUAAGUAUUGCUACCUAAGUCACUAAAUAUCCUUAAUCGCUUGUCCCGGAUUUUGGCCUAUUUAUUAGAAGUGAUAAAAUAUUAUUCGGCCACAAUGACUUAUCCUACCAUGAAUGCAAUGAAGAAACGUUCCGGAAUGGACCCUUCAAACGCCAAUAUCAACGACCAGAAAUCCGAAUCCGAACGUGAAAAUUCAAUAACAUCCAAUAACACCGUUGGAUCCACGAAAACGCACCCGUCUGCAUACUUAAUAUUUGUGUCACUGCUGUUGGACUUGUUGGCGUUCACAAUGAUUCUUCCGUUGUUACCUUCAAUGCUAGAAUAUUACAAAAAGAAUGAUACUGGUGGACUUUACGGAUAUCUUUCUGAUAGCAUAAGAAGUUUUCAGCAUUGGCUAGGUGCACCGGAACGGUUCAAUUCGGUUCUAUUUGGUGGUGCACUUGGAUCGCUGUUCAGUUUUUUACAGUUUAUUGUGAGUCCGAUCGCAGGUGGUUUAUCCGAUAUCUACGGCAGGAAGCCUGUGUUGAUUCUAUGUGCCAUUGGCAUAGCUGCAUCGUAUGGAUUGUGGGCCUAUUCGUAUAACUUCUCGCUUUUCAUAUUGGCACGAGUAGUUGGAGGUCUGAGCAAAGGCAACAUAUCAAUUUGCAUGGCAAUUUUAACUGAUGUUUCUAAUGAACGAAAUCGUGGCAAAGCGAUGGCUCUGGUCGGAAUCGCUUUCUCGCUUGGUUUCAUCGUGGGACCAAUGAUUGGUGCUAUUUUCUCAAAAUAUUCUGAUAAGAACGACUCGCAUUGGUUUUGGCUGCCAGCCACUUUUGCCAUGGGUUUGGCCUCGGUAAAUGUGGUUUUCAUUGCACUUUGUUUGAAGGAAUCUCUCCCGAAAGUGAAACGCACGAAAAAAAUAACUCACACACUAGCAAAUGCUGCGGACCAUAUCAGUAUUACAUCGUUGUUCAAAUUCUCCGCGGUACCGAAGCUUUCGAAGCACGAUAAAGAUUCGCUCAGAAGACUGGGAUUGAUAUAUUUUAUAUAUUUAUUCAUUUAUUCUGGAUUGGAAUUUACCAUUACAUUCCUUAUGUAUCAUAAAUUCAACUACACAUCGAUAGAUCAGGCUAAAAUGUUCCUCACAACUGGUGUGAUAAUGGCCCUUCUACAAGGUUCAGUCGUACGAAGAUUGCCACAACACUUGACGCAGAAGUCGGCUGUGGUUGGGCUGAGUUUAAUUAUUCCCGCAUUCAUAAUUGUUGGAGUCGCCGAAAACAGUCAGACGUUGUAUCUUGGAAUGAUCUCGUUUGCCAUAUCAACCGCGUUUGUGGUGACUUGUAUGACGACGCUCACUUCCAAGUAUGGUGACUUUGAUCAGAAAGGUACCGUACUCGGAAUUUUCCGCUCGCUAGGAGCGCUCGCUCGUGCCCUAGGACCCAUUAUAGCCUCGAUUGCAUUCUGGAGUGUAGGUUCUAAAGUAACAUACAUUUUCGGUGGAGUCCUAUUGAUCUGCCCUUUACUAAUGCUUCAACGGUUGAGAUUAUCAUAACUAAGCUGAUUGUUGCCAGGAGUUAAUUUACGUGAUUCCUUCCAGUUUAUACACUGUUUACAGUUUAUUUACACUUUUUGAGACAGUAUUUAUUAUAUUGAUAUUUGUUUCGAGCACCAGUGGAUCAAUGUUAUUUGUUAAGCUGUAAUAAAUUUGGUUUUGAAAUUA